Nematostella vectensis (starlet sea anemone) is the source of this 1377-nucleotide messenger RNA. RefSeq names its product peroxiredoxin-6. The transcript is spliced from 5 exons. Bases 278 to 952 code for a protein of 224 amino acids. Gene Ontology annotation, biological process: cell redox homeostasis; cellular oxidant detoxification. The record is from RefSeq and is a predicted model, not a curated record. Gene Ontology annotation, molecular function: peroxiredoxin activity. Lineage: Eukaryota; Metazoa; Cnidaria; Anthozoa; Actiniaria; Edwardsiidae. Gene Ontology annotation, cellular component: cytosol; mitochondrion.
UUGCUUCCUUCAUCGUCAAAAUAGAAAACGCAACGCAAAGGAAAAGAGAUAAAAUGGCACUGCCGACGAAAACUGGCAAUUUCUGAGAUCUCUCUGGCCUAAAACCGCAGAAAAAUAUACCCAAUAUCAAAGACCCUGUGUUGAUCCGGGACACCGAAGAAUGGUUGCUGUCUACGCACUCUGAUUGGUCACCGAAAGCCUUAUUUUGCCACUCCUUCCAAAGUCGAGCCUUACUGUUCGCCUUAGCCUCAGUACAUAACUACUUCCAGCCUUCAAAAUGCCCAAUCUCGGAGAUGAAUUCCCCAACUUUACCGCGGAUUCGACCAUUGGGACAAUCAACUUCCAUGAUUUUAUAAAGGAUUCAUGGGCGAUUCUUUUCUCCCACCCUGCAGACUACACCCCUGUCUGCACCACAGAGCUUGGGCGUGUUGCGCAACUUGAACCAGAGUUCAAGAAACGUGGCGUCAAGAUGGCUGGGUUGUCUUGUGAUGAUGCAGAAUCUCACCGUGGCUGGGUCAAGGACAUAACCAAGUAUAAUUUGGAACAGAAUAAGUCAUCUGCUAAGUUCAACUACCCUAUCAUUGCCGAUGAGAGGCGUGAACUUGCUGUCAAGCUGGGUAUGGUUGAUCCGGAUGAGAAGGAUUCCAAGGGCCUUCCUCUGACAUGCAGGGCUGUUUUUAUCAUUGGCCCUGACAAGAAGUUGAAACUGUCUAUUUUGUACCCUGCCACAACUGGCCGCAACUUUGAUGAGAUUCUGCGUGUGAUUGACUCCCUGCAGCUCACAGCUACCAAGAAGGUGGCAACACCCGUGGACUGGAAGCUUGGAGGUGAUUGCAUGGUCAUCCCAUCUAUCAAGCCAGAGGAAGAAGGCACCAUCUUCCCAAAGGGUGUACGCGCCUUAGACCUCCCUUCAGGAAAACGCUAUCUCCGCUACACCCCACAGCCUGAGUAACUAUUCUCCUACAACUAUGGAUGUUGAUACUGCACCCCUCCUGGAAUUGACAAAGCCUAUGAGAUAUGCCACACUGCUAGUAGUUGUUACCUGAUUUUGUGUCUUUGCAAAAUAGCCUUAGCGAGGUUUAUAAACCGUUUUUUCAAUUAAGGUUGCACUAAGAGAAUCCAUGUGUUGCUUUUUGGGUGAUAUAAAUGACAAAAUCCUGAUCUCUGAAAUCUAUUUGUCUGGAUGUUUUGGUGUCCAGAUACUGUACCUGGAUGAGUUUGUAAUAACGCUAUUUGUGCUGUAGGUUUGGUGAGAUGGAUUCUUAGAGUACAACCUUGUUUAAAAUAGUUGCAUACCUAGUCACCAGUAAUCACAUAUGCAAAAAAGCGAAUUUGUUUAUAUCCUGUUGUAGUAUAAAAUAAAUGAGAAGUUUUCAA